Phaeodactylum tricornutum CCAP 1055/1 is the source of this 3123-nucleotide messenger RNA. RefSeq lists its product with no specific name. Bases 1 to 3123 code for a protein of 1040 amino acids. Gene Ontology annotation, molecular function: protein binding. Gene Ontology annotation, biological process: mRNA processing. The record is from RefSeq and is a predicted model, not a curated record. The transcript has a single exon. Lineage: Eukaryota; Bacillariophyta; Bacillariophyceae; Surirellales; Neidiaceae.
AUGCGAAAUCUACAGUUGCACCAUCGUCCUUCUGCUAGAAUUGCGAUGCAGAAGCUUUUGUUCAAAUCGUCGCAUCCCCGCGUUCCUUCUCGUUCAGUGGUACAAAUACUACGUCACCGCACGUUUUCAACCAAAGCUGUCUUUCCAAAUACUUUGACCACUUCGCGGAUACAAGGAGAUCCAGACAAUGGUCGGCAAGAUUCUGUGAUGGGAGAGAGGGUUGCCUCCCAAAAAUUUGGCGGCAUGGUGCACUUCGUUCAAAAGCUCCCGACAAUUUCGUCACCGACACAAACUGGGCUUCGCUCGGCAUUUCUGUAUUGGCUCAGUAAACCAACUCGUCGAGUAGCGUCGAAGCGAAACUUGCCGGAACUCCCCUUAAAUUUUGCUCAGAAAAUUCUGGACUACUGUGUUGACCAAAACGACCCAGCCCUUAUCGAGUACGUCGUCGACAAUCCGGGCGUGUCUUGCAACGGCGGCUUUGACCGACUGAUAUAUCUCUAUCUCGAGCCAUUGCAAGGGACAGGAGCUCAAUUGCGCGGUCACAAAUAUCGAAAGAGCUUGGAGCGGUCACCCGAACAAACAAUUGAUAUGCUUGCCAAGGCGUCGGCUGUGCGGGCUCUCGCGGAUAGACUGCACCGCGACCCACGGUAUCCCAACAUAGUUCCAGAUUUGACUACGUGCGAAUCGACGCUGUACCUGUGGAGCAAACGUUCCCAGUUUCUUGCAAACAACAAUCCAUCGUGGCGUGAUAGUGUGGCCCAAAGUAAGGCGGAUUUGGCUUUUGGCGGAAAGUCGAAUUCACAGGAAUGUAUCGAUGCCAUGAAGGAGUUUGUUUUCCAAAGAAAACAAAGUAUUCACGGACCGCAGCCAGACACUGUUAUGUAUUCUAUCUUGCUAACGGCAAUUUCUCAAGGAAAGCACUUUGAUGCAGCGGAUGAAGCCUUCUCGCUACUGAAAGAAUUGGAACUCGACGAUUCUGUCAAAAAGACCAUUCAUUUGUACACGGCAGUCCUUUUGGCUUACCGCUCUGAAGUCACACAUUCGACACGGGCACAAGAAAAGGCUAUCGAAUUGUGGAAUCAUAUGAUAAGUAUGGACGACCCAACAAUAUCGCGGAAUCCAAUAGCCGCCGGCAUUAUGAUGUCCAUGUUUGCGAAAGUUGGAAAAGCUGAGGAAGCUCAAAAGCUCCUGGACGAAAUGGAAGCAUCUGCUAAGGAAAAGAGCGAAUAUCCGACGCGCAUUCACUAUAAUACGCUUCUUCAUGCUCUUACGAAGGCACAACUAGACGACGCUACAAUAAGGGCCGAAAAAAUACUUCAACGUAUGGAAUCUCUGGCCAUUAACAACCUUCGCGAUACAUUCCCGGACCGCAUCAGUUAUACAUCGGCUCUAAAUGUUUUUCUCCAAAACGGAGGAACCGACUGCAUUGAAAAGGCUGAAGCAGUUCUUGAUAAUUUGGAAGAAAGCAGCGGCAGAAAUCUUCGUCCUGAUAAAAUGACGUACAGUAGAUUUAUGCAAUCUUUGUCAAUGCGGCGUGGGCGAGAAGUUGAUACUCAAAUUAAGGAAAGCUUCUGCAUCAAGAUCGAGGAAGUCCUCCAACGCUGGCGUCGUCGCUCAGAGUCUGAUGUGACGGUCAAGCCUCCAGAUCUGGAGGCGUACAAACUCUGCCUUCACGCGUGGGCAACUUCUUACAGCACCCUCUCGCCGGAACGGGGAAUGCUUCUCUUUAAUGAGAUUGAAUCUCGUUACCAAGCCGGUCAAAGAAAUUUACGCCCGGAUGUUUACACUUUCGAAUCUGUGCUGCACUGUCUGUCUAUAAAGGUAGAUGAAGCGUCCGUACGUCUUUCCGAAUCGCUCCUUCGGAAAUUAGAUGAGUACAAUAUUUCCCAAACCGGUUGCAUGGUUAAGUACUACAUCGGUUUGGUUGCUAGGCAAAAUGUCCAAAAAGCGGCUACGAUCCUGAAUGAAUUGGAAGACAACUUUGCCUCUGGCGCAAGUUCACUUCGACCUAACGAGCAAAUAUACAAUGCUGUAAUUCGAGGAUUUUGCGUGCGUGAAGACGGAGCACUUGAAGCCCAACGCCUACUGGACAGGAUGAAGCGACUGGCUCUUCUACCUGGUAGGACUGACUUGACUCCAUCAGCAGUUGUCUACUCUUCACUCAUUGAAGCAUGGGCAAAAUCGGGACGAAAAGAUGCAGUUGACCAUAUUGAAGCUUUAUUUGCCGAAGUGUGCGAUCGAAUGAUUCCAAACCAUUUUGUUUAUGCGACAUACCAGAACGCCAUCAGCCGCUCAAAUCUCCCCGAUGCUCCUGAGCGCGUUGAAGCGAUACUCACAAAAAUGCAGGAGGACUACGAACAAGGGCGCAACAAGCUAGGCCGUCCAGACGCAAACAACUUUGCAGCUGUGAUUUCCUGCUGGAGUUUUAGUCGACAUAAAGAGGCUGCCGAACGUGCUGAGGCAAUCUUAAACAGAAUGGAAAGCCUCUACCUGCACAGCUUAAAAUAUGCUCACCUAAGACCAACAGCGCGAUGCUUCAAAGGCGCAAUUGCGGCGUGGGCGAUGAGUGGUCAUCCAGAUGGAGGAAAACGGGCUCUGGUAUUACUGGAUCGGAUGAGUAUCGCUAGUCGAGGCCAAAACAUUGUCCACUUACGGCCAUCUCGGGCCUGUUACGAUUAUUGUAUUGUAGCUAUCGGUCGAUCGAAAGAUUCUAAUAGGGCAAGGAAGUCUUUGGAUCUUUUGAAACGCAUGCAGCGAGACGUACGGGAAGGAUAUCGACACUCACAGCCGGGGAUUUCGACGAUGGAAAACAUACUAGAAGUAUGUAAUACGUACGCGCAUGCUCUGGCGAACGAACGAGAGGAAGCCCUCGAAGUGGCUGAGAAAGCAAUAGAUCUAUUCGCAGAAGCAGACGGGGAAGUCCGAGAUAUGGUCAAUGUUUAUACACGAUAUGUUUGGGUGUUGAGGCAACUCGUGCAGACGUGUGAAAAACGCGACGAAGUUGUCCAUAACGUAAGAAAGAAAUGGCCCGAACACAUUCUGAGCGCGUCGGAUGUUAAUAAGGCUCUCCACAACUUUGAAACUUCGGAAUUACCGACAGAGCUCAAAUCCGUAGAAGACUGA